Messenger RNA from Vigna unguiculata (cowpea), 820 nucleotides. RefSeq names its product protein PLANT CADMIUM RESISTANCE 2-like. Lineage: Eukaryota; Viridiplantae; Streptophyta; Magnoliopsida; Fabales; Fabaceae. The record is from RefSeq and is a predicted model, not a curated record.
UUGUUCCUCAACUCUACUAUAAAUUGUUGGUUCACACCGCUUCUCACCACCAUAUUCUUAUCCCUUGGAAGCUUCUUUGUCUUUUUCUGUAACAGUUAUGUCUCUACCAACCUCACAAGAUGCACAACCACCGUACAACGAGGCCGCUGCCACCGGUUUUCCGGCGGCUUACAACCCCAAAGCCCCGGCCAAGGUUGAAUGGUCCACCGGCCUCUGUGAUUGCUUCUCCAACUUCAAAAACUGCUGCAUAACGUGCUUGUGUCCAUGCAUCACGUUUGGUCAGAUUGCAGAGAUUGUUGACAAGGGAUCAACGUCAUGUGGUGCUAGUGGGGCAUUGUAUGCACUGGUUUCUUGUUUACUUGGUUGUGGUUGCGUAUACUCAUGCUUCUACCGCAGCAAGAUGAGAAGACAAUACAUGUUGAAGGAGGCUCCAUGUUGGGAUUUCUUUGUUCAUUGCUGCUGUGAAACCUGUGCCUUGUGCCAAGAAUAUCGUGAACUUCAAAACCGUGGAUUUGACAUGACCAUUGGGUGGGAGGGAAAUGUUGAGCGAGGGAACCAUGGUGUAAGCAAGGUACCAACUGCUCCAGCAGUUCAACCUAUGACUCGUUGAGAAAUAACUAUACGCACAAUGCAUGGAUACCUGCGUCAGAUCUUAUCAAGAUCACUAAUGAUUAAGAAUGUAUUAUUAUCUGUUCUUUUUAGAUAAGUUAUGAUUAAGAAUGUAUAUUUCUGUUGUUGAUGUUCAUGUUUUCCAUGGAUAUGGUAUUACAAUGUGUGUAGACUUUCCCAGAGUUGUGUGAAGCCUUUAUCUUCAUUUUUA